Molecule: messenger RNA, 816 nt
Organism: Rotaria sp. Silwood2
Lineage: Eukaryota; Metazoa; Rotifera; Eurotatoria; Philodinida; Philodinidae
Source: the annotation of a GenBank genome assembly
AUGCCUUUGCAGGCUCUUGACACAUCCAUCUUACCAUCUGAUGCUCUCUCUUUCUACGAUAAUAGUUUUUACGAUUUGGUGAAAAAUAUUGCAGGAACAACUGAAGCAAAAUUACUUGAAAUUCAAGGUAUUAGAAGUGUAUAUUCUUUUCUUCAUACAGAUGACAUCUUUGAAAUUCUUACAAUUAAAUGUUCUGCUUUAAAUGACAUCAAAGCAUCGAUUUGUUUAGAAGCAGAUGAUAAAACUUUCAUUGUCAAACCAGGUUAUCGAAGCAACAUCCGAUACCUUUAUAAACUUUUACAUCAGAAACAUGAAGAACAUUUAAAGGAAAUGUCUAAUAAUUCGACCACAAUUAAUCGUCAUGAUUUUGCAAUUCAUACGUUAAAUGAAUGGAUUAACAAACAAGGUAUUAAAUUUGGUAUUCCAAAUGUGAAAUUAACUGAAAAUGAAGACUUUUGGCUUUUAAUUGGUGAUGAUGAAACUGAUACACCACCAUCUAUAUCAUGUUCGUGUGGAAUUAAGGUUCAGCUGGGUGUUAUUCGUGGAAGCAUUUCCUUGAGCAAUUAUUAUAAACAUUUAAAAUCAAAGUCGUGUAUUAUCAAGAAGAAAAUAUCGAAACACAUCAAUGGUGAAUCGUCCAAAAUUAUCGAUGACGAAUCUUCUGAUGCUGAAACAUCACAAAAUAAUUCAAAGUCUAAAGAUAUACAAUGUCUAACAUCAGUCAGUACUAUGAAUGAACCUGCAACUAUAAGUAAAUCAAAUAAACGAACAACUGAUCAAGAUAAUAAUAGUUUAUCGAAAAAAAAACGUAUUUAA